Messenger RNA from Callorhinus ursinus (northern fur seal), 4221 nucleotides. It is a transcript of the gene INSYN2B, whose product is annotated as inhibitory synaptic factor family member 2B. Lineage: Eukaryota; Metazoa; Chordata; Mammalia; Carnivora; Otariidae. The record is from RefSeq and is a predicted model, not a curated record.
AAAGCAAUUGAAAAAAUGAAGACAUUAGAGGAACAUCUUGUUCUUAAGUAAAUGUUGCAGCCAAAGCAGAGGGAACUUACCACCCUGUUGCACUGGCUGGAUGCCCUAGGACCUCUGCACAAUACCCAGCCCUCCUUUGCUUCCAAGAGAUCUGCCUUUUAUUCAGCCAUCCACUCUCUCAACAAAUGCUCAUUAUACAUCCAAAGUGAGCCUAGAAGCAGGCUGGAAACACCCAGGCAGUUAAAAAAAAAAAAGCCUCCAGCCCCUGUCAUCCUGAGCCUACAAGUUAGUGGGGAAAAUACACACUAAAUAAAUGAUUCUUUCAGGACAGCUGUAGUUUGUGUUAUGAAGGAUGUGCCAAGAAGGCACAGGAGGGUCCUGCUGUGGUCUAGCACUGAAGGUGUAUAUGAGGGAGGAGUCCUUGGAAAGGUUCCCUGAGGAAGUGACAUAUAAGCUGGGACUUCAAAGAUGAACAAGAGUUUGCUGUGUGAUGCCUGGGAGUGGGAGGAGGAAAUGGUCUAGGCAGACAGGCGUUUUGUUCCAAGGUCUUGCGACCACAAGGUGGUUGGCUCACUAGGGGAACAGAAAGAGGGGCACUGCAGCUGACUUCCUCCUAGAAGAGCCACCCUAAAGGACUUGGUCAGGCAGGGUGCUGGUAUUUGGAGAGAAACCCAGGUCCAAACUGUGUUCUCAGUUGCAACCUUUCUCUCUUCCCUUUCAGACGCUCCUCGCUUGCUGGCAGGACUGCCAGGCCCAGACCCCUUCCCCCAGGCCCGGUGGGCUCAGUUCUCACUCAGAUUUCCAGAGGCUGCGAACAGGGCUCACUGUGCCUACAUGUGCACUUCAGCCAAGACAUUCCAACAGUGAUUCUGCCUUCUGAAUGCCUUCGGAUGUCUCAAUCCUAUCCUGGUCACACCCCACUGGGUUUUGUGACGAACAGGGAAACAGCAUGAAAGAAAGCGAUGGCCCCAAAGGAGGAACUUGUGAUUGACACAAAUGGGGCUGUUCCCUUAGGGGCAUCAUGUAUCCUCCAAGAAGCCAGCCCCCAGGUCACUGAUUUCCCUGCCUGUUUACAUGCUCCGGAAAGAAGAUGUGUUUAAGUUUCCUACAGUUCUACAGUGGAAAUUGAUGCUCUGGGAAAGGAAGCCGUAUGUUACAGACGUAGCAGGUUUCUUUUGGAAUUCACACACUGGGAGUCUGGCGCUAUCCCCUAAAUGGUACUUUUGUUGUCUUUUUGUUCAAGACAGCAAGCUCCUUCCAGGAUCGGAACCGCCUGCCAGCCUCUCUUGAUAAACAGCCCACCAGCUCUCUUAGUAGAUCAGAUGUUUAAUGAUUAGCCUAACUCAUUGUUUAUCUAAGUGGCAAUUACCACCACAAUGAAAUAGUAUUUUACCUGCAGUGGGAGCAUUAGGGAUAGCUCCCAGGGAGAAUCUACUGGCUGGGAAUGGCCAACAGAGCUUCCCAUACACAGAGGAGAGGACCACUUCAUCCUGGCUGGCAGAUCUCCACGUCUGAGAUGCCAUCAUCAGAUGCUGCUCCAAAGACCUAAGGAAAUGUGCCCUGGAGAAGUGUAUGGUCCCAAUCCUUCCAACUGAGGCUCAAUGGCCCAGCAAAAUAUGAAAGUGCGGCCUGUGCUUCUAAAGCGUAACAGCCUAGAGUCAGUGGAGUUUGUGAAACAACCUCACCAUCGCAGGAGCAAAUCUCAGCAGGUACGAUUCAAGGAAGAUGGGACCAGUAAGACUCCACCUGGCCUAGAUGAGGUUGACGUCCAAGCUUCUGAGGACCCAGCUGUGAUGGGCAAGACUCAGGCCUCCAGGCACCAUCACCUCCCCACCUACUCACUCUCCUUCCCCAGGUCCCAGAAGGCAGGGGGCUUUCGGAACAUUGCGAUCCAAACCUCCCCCAGUCUCAGGAAGCAUUUCCCAGUUUUCAAAAGGAAGAGACUCACAUCCAGCAAGUCCCUGGUAGAAAUGCCAACAGCAUCCCAAAGUGCCAUCCAGGUCAACGGCAACCUCUCAGAACAGGACAUUGUAUCCUCGGACCUUGCCUACUUAAGGUUGGCUCAGCAUCUUGAGGAUGGGCCUCGAAGAGUCAAAGUGUCCCACCCAUUUCCUCCUAGAAUGUCCAAGGUGCAAAGCAAUGGGCCUAUUAGCGUAUGCUUGGAAGCAGGGACUUGGAGGCCCUCAGAGAAAGCAACUGCUACCAUUCAAGUCCCAGAUGAUAUUUACCAGAGUCCUACCUGGGCAGCUAGAAAGUCCACUAUCAGCUCAGACAGAUCAGGUGACAUAAGCAACUCCGUCCAUCCUCUGGUUGACGUGUGUCCAGGUGAUGGGAGAACAGUGCCACUAUCAGAAUCAGAAAGAUCCCCUUCCUGCUUAGAUGCCACCAGCGAUGCCAACCACGUGCCAGGCACAGGGAAACUUAAACCCGAAUUGCUCUUGCCCAAAGACAACUCUGAUGACAAAGACCUUGACCCACUGUCACCUCAGUCAAAGGAAACAUGUAUUCCGUCACUUCCACGGACUCACAGCUCCCCCUCACCAGGCCCCCACAGCCAGCCCGCCCAUUCAGGAGGGGCUUCAGACUGUUCUUCAUUGAGUAACAAUCACCAAGAGCAGAUGGCAAAGAACCCCACCCAGUCAGACACCAUGGAGUUUCAAAACUGUUCAGGAAGCAAUCACCUCCCAUCUCCUCUUCCAAGAAGGGAGACCAAACUUCAGAACAACGGAGAGACUGGUGGGAUUAAUCCAAUUCAUCUGGCACAGGGGGAACUCUGUGAUCUCCAAGGCAGGCUGCAAUCCGUGGAGGAAUCUCUGCACUCGAACCAAGAGAAAAUUAAAGUCCUUUUGAAUGUAAUUCAAGACUUGGAGAAAGCUCGAGCUCUCACAGAAGGGCGCAACUUUUAUCGAACUGGUCAAGAUCUCAACAAUUGCAGUACCUGCCAGAACACGGCGUGCAUCAUAUACAGUGUAGAAUAUGAUUUUCGGCAACAGGAAGGCAGGUUCCAUGAAGUUCUACAGAGUCUGGAGGAAGCAGAACCAGUGGAGGAGACAUUUCCCCCACCAAAGUCCCCAGCAGAAACCCCAGUCCCUGAGAAACAGGACUUAAGGAGGAAAACCAAGAAAGUGAAGAAGAAAUGCUUCUGGUGGAUCUGAGCUUGUUGGGUCCAUUCCCUUUGCCCUCCCCUGAUACCUCCCCAAGGUGGGAAAACCACUGCCCUCAGGCCUUCUCUACUUCUUAGCACAGGCCCCAGGUGGUUAGCCAUUCAACUUGUGAAAUGGGGAAGACUCAGGGCUGGUUUAGCUGCUGCUGGACACCUGACCACUAAUCUCACCUGAAUGAGUGACGCUGCUUGCUGAGGACUUCAUGGACCCUAGAGUGACCACUUGCCUAGGUGGCUGUCACACAUGACCAGGCCACAUCCUUGUUUGAGAGUCUAGGUUCCCACCAUGAGCAAAACCCUAUCACAUUUUCCAACACCUCCAUGAUGCUAAACACUUCCUUCUCGUCCUGGGUUUAUCAUCCCAAAAGAAAAACAAAUACUGUGAAUAACAGGAAGAUAGAGGAGCAUUAUAAGCAGAUACCCCAGAAAAAAUUAGAUACAUAAACUGGCAGUUUUCUAAGAUAUUGGCAUAUAGAAGCACAACAGAAGUAGGUAGGGCAUAAAAAUUCAAGAUUACCUGGUGGGUUGGGUCAUUUUCAUUUUUAAUUAGCCCUUAGAUCCCAAAUCAAGGAUGUGUCAUCUCAUGCUGUGUAAGCUUUACAGUCUGUGGCAGAGUGAGGUUACAGCAGGGUAUAAGGAACUUGGUGGUAUGGCUAUCCUGCAGUUGUAACUACUGCAGGGCCUAACUUAAACCAUCAUGUUCUCAGCCUGGGGCCUGAGACCUGUCGGCAAAUGGGUGGGACCUGGUUUGGGCUUGAACUUUAAGAUUCCACAGUUAGUGUCCCUGCAGUAUUUAAGUAGCUGUCUGUCCAUUUCAUCUUACCAGUAACAUAAGACUGAGAUAAAACACAACACUGGUUCUUGUUCAUUCAUCCCAGUAACAGCCUUGUAGAUAGGUUCCAAGGUAUAUUAAUCUUUACAAUCUCCCUUUGUGAUGACCACGUGAUGGUCACCUGAUUGAAGAAGCAUCAGGACUGGGGAUGAGGAUACAUUUUUUUCCAUUUUUGUAUUAAAGACCUUUCCUUCCCAAAGUCUGAAUUCUUUUGAAGUCUGACUCA